AUUAAACUUUGGCAUCUCCUUCUUCAUUCUGCUAAUCAACGCUUCACGAAAUCAUGAGAGACGAUCAUAAUUUCAAAUCAAGAGCACUGAGAUCAUGAUGAGAUUGAUAUCUGGGACGUUCCCGUCCGUCAAGCUUCGCGACCGCAGCCCUCUCUCCAAAUCUCCAAACUCCAUAAAAUCUAAAACUUCCCAAACCCAAGUUGCGAUAUCUUCUUCCCAACAAAACUCUAAGGUCUCAAGCCCCAAAUCAUGGUCCGUUUAUCUCAUUCUCUCGACCAGCGAACCCAUCAAAACAUAUGUCGGCAUCACCACCGAUUUCGCACGCCGAUUAAAGCAGCACAAUGGUGAAAUUAAAGGAGGUGCAAAAGCUUCAACUGCAGGAAGACCUUGGCUUUGUGCCUGCAUCAUCACUGGAUUCACUUGUCUAAGCCAAGCUUCCUCGUUUGAAUCGAAAUGGAAGAUCUUCACAAGAAAGUUACCGAGGAGAAAGAAAGAGGAGGAGAUGAGUCAGAGUGAUGCUUUGCUGCUACAUCGGAGGAGAGCUUUGGAUAAAGUCCAGGAAUCACUAGAAUGCAGUCACCUUGAAACUGACUGGAAAAUUACUGACCAGGUAAACACACAACAAACUUUUAACCCCAUGAGAAAUUGAAGCUUUUAAGAAACACACUAUUCGACUCUAUUGAGUCGUAUAGCUAAAUGUACUAGAGAUUGUAUGGUUUGAUUUGGUUUGUUUCUACAGUUUAUCUAAAAUAAUCAGAGAAGCAUCUUUAAGAGAGAUUAAGAUUUUGAACAGUCUGGAUAUUGUGGUUAUGCUAAGCGCUGUGAAAGUAGUCAGUGUUCAACAUUCAAACUCAUCUGUGCUUUUCCAGACAAAGAGGAACUAGUUUUCAUGUAUUUUUCUUAUCUCAUUCUAUCAUUUCUUGUAGCUAUGAUACCUUUCAGUCCUCUUUUAAACUGCGAACUAACUAAGGAUGUUCAGUUCUGUAAAAUCGAUUCUAACCGAGAAUUCGGUUUGUCUUUGUUGUCUUUUAACAUCAAAAAAUGUAAUUCGG
Eruca vesicaria subsp. sativa (arugula) is the source of this 1052-nucleotide messenger RNA. Lineage: Eukaryota; Viridiplantae; Streptophyta; Magnoliopsida; Brassicales; Brassicaceae. The record is from the annotation of a GenBank genome assembly.